AUGCUGCUGUCUCCUCAGGCAGAGAGGAACUGGGAGGAUAUAUGUUCAGUGCUCGAAGAUGUGCUGGAGGACCAGUCCCACAGGCAGCUGUUCGCCUUAGAGCUGGGCUCUGGAACCGGGCAGCAUGUCAUACGCUUUGCCCAGAAACUGGCAUUUGUCACCUGGCAGCCAUCAGACAUCAAAGAAGAUUAUCGGGACAGUAUUAAGGCAUAUAUUGCUGCAACCCAUGCAAAGAAUGUGCUGCAGCCUGUCCACCUGGAUGCCAGUGAACCGUGGGAGCAAUGGGCAGGCCUUCCUCGCAACUCCUGUGAUCUGAUUCUUACCAUUAACUUAAUGCAAUACAGCACCUUCAAAACAGCACAGGGUAUUUUUAAUGGAGCAGGUCAGAUCCUCAGGCAAAAUGGCCAUUUGAUAACGUAUGGGGUGUAUGCUAUUAAUGGAACUAUUACACCAAGUUGUAAUGAAGACCUGGAUGCAGAGCUUCGUAAACAAAAUCCAGAGUGGGGUCUUCCAGACAUCGACGUGUUGAGACAGUUGGCCUAUGGGAACGGGAUGCGUAUGGAGAGGAUGAUUGAGAUGGAAGAUUAUUACAAAUGCCUUGUCUUCAGAAAACUUUAA
Molecule: messenger RNA, 618 nt
Organism: Morone saxatilis (striped sea-bass)
Lineage: Eukaryota; Metazoa; Chordata; Actinopteri; Moronidae
Product: methyltransferase-like 26 B
Exons: 6
Coding region: 1-618 (205 amino acids)
Source: RefSeq, a predicted model, not a curated record